This is a messenger RNA of Anolis carolinensis (green anole), 1971 nucleotides long. RefSeq names its product CHD1 helical C-terminal domain containing 1 (gene chct1). The coding region runs from base 940 to 1854 and encodes 304 amino acids. NCBI's taxonomy places the organism in Eukaryota, Metazoa, Chordata, Lepidosauria, Squamata, Anolidae. The transcript is spliced from 8 exons. The record is from RefSeq and is a predicted model, not a curated record.
UCCCAUAGACCUGAAGGCCUGAUUACUAGUGGAUGACAGCGGUACAUUAAAUUAAUACAUAGUAUGAAUGCCAUAUAUAAAGACCUUACUAGGGGAUGGGACUUCUUUGGCUUCUAUCAAACUGGGAUGCCAUUCAUUGGUCCUCUGUCAAACUGAAAGCUGUCAGAUAAGAAACAUAAGAAAAAGUAAACAUUUUAACUUGGAAGAGAUAAGAUUAAAGCGCGUGAAUUCUUAACAAGAGCCAAAGGAUCCUUCAAGCUAAAGAAACAGAUUAUGGAAGAAAGUGCAACUUGCCAAAGCCCGCCAAAAGUUCGGACUAAAAUGCAGAGCGGAUUCUUGCCUGGAACAGCCCCGCAGAGAGGAUGAUGGCAACAGCAGCUACAAGGAAAUGGAUUUCCAUGCCAAGGAGGCCUUCCCAGCAUCCAUAAGGCAACAAGGCACCUGACCGGCUCUUUGGUCAAUGAGUCACCAGUCAAUUAAAAGGGCAAAAGUCUCGUUUGUUUAAGAGCUGGGCCAAAAGGAAGUGGAUGAAGCAAUUUAUUCUAUUGACAUGUGCUGCGAGAUCUAUUUCCCUAAGUCAGCACUGAAAAAAACUUGUCCAAACUGGUACUGCAGCAGCAGAACAGAAACAGUAUCAAAACAGCCAAUCGGCUUCAUGUGCUUCAUUUUCCAGUUAACACACACACAGCAAACCAUGACAUGGAGAUGCACCCAAUGGCAGUAACUGCUCAGACAAUUUGCUUCCCUUUUGUGACAACCCGCAAAUCCUUUGCCACCUGCCCAAUGAAAGGGCCGGCUCAUUGAAAGCUGUAACUUUUCUUGAGGAUAGAUCGGGGGUCUCCAAGCUUUCUUCCGCUUUCCUUCUUGCGGGAAUUCUUCUGCCGAUUGUCUUAGGAAUCCAGAACCCAUUGACCUCACAAUGAGGUCACAAAAGCCGCCAUGGUCUUGCAAGGCCAUUUCAUCCUGGAUUCUCCUUCAGACGCCAUGGAUUCUCCAGGAGGCAGCCAGGAAAACGGGAUUCGGGUGCCGGAGGAGGAGGCGGCGGCGGAAGACGGGGAGCCAAAGAUGACCGAGUCUGGGGAUCCAGAAACUGACCUGUUUUGGAUGUAUGGAUGUCCGCAGGGAACAGAGGGCCACUUCCCAAACGGACGGAGCUUUGAGACAAUGCGCGGCGAGGCCUUUGCCAGAGCUGCGUCUUCUGGAGAUGCGCUGGUUUACUACGCCGAGGGACUCACGCAGGACACCUUCAAAAUCUGCAAGGAGUUCCUGCGUCCCUUCAAGAAGUGUCUCCGGAAAUUGAAUUUGCCCAAGGAUUUUCCCAAGGAGAAGCGACUGAGCUGCACCCGGAAGAACCUUCUCAUCCUGGGAGACCACAUCAACAAGUUCCUCCAGGACUAUUGCGAAAAGUGGGAGCUGAAACACUGGAAAAAGAUGCUGUGGAGGUUCGUCUCCCUCUUCUCAUCCCUCGACGAGAAGCAACUGUGCAAACUGUACCAAUAUGGCAAGACGGGCCAAACGGCCAAGUUUCUGAAGGCUUAUGGUGACUUGGAAGGCUCCAGCCAGGUUGCGGUCCCUGAAAACGGCCGCCUGAUGAGGCUGCGCGAUACUUGGGGUCUCCGCGGGGCCACAGAGAGGCCAGAGGACCUGGGCCCCCAUUCAUUGCCACCAAACGACGAGAAACCCACCAGGAGCAGUCCCAAGGAGAGGCUGGAGAAGGCUUCCUCCAGAACUAGGAAGAAGGCCAAUGUUGACAUGCCUCAUGAGGAUCCAACUGCAUCUCCCAGCGUCCUGUGCAGUGAAGGAGCAGCGUUGUUUUCAGUGUCCGAAGAAGCUCUUCUGACCUCCGAUAUGUGAAGCAGUCACCCAAUGAUGCAGGACCUCAUGUCAACGCCAGACUCUAUGGAUGUUUUUAGUUAGACGUCUGUGAAUACCUACCUGCAGCUGACCAUAUAAAAAACACAUUUUCCAAGA